CUGCAGCCAAGGCCAGCAGCACCUCCCCGAGGACCUGAGCGCCUGCGCCAACCAUGUCGGACUAUGAGAACGAGGAUGAGUGCUGGAGCACGCUGCAGGGCUUCCGCGUGCAGCUCAUCUCCACCAUUGACCCCGCGCGCAUCACGCCCUACCUGCGCCAGUGCAAGGUCCUGAACCCUGACGAUGAGGAGCAGGUGCUUAGCGACCCGAGCUUGGGCAUCCGCAAGCGCAAAGUGGGUGUCCUCCUGGACAUCCUAGAGCGUACUGGCCUCAAGGGCUACGUGGCCUUCCUCGAGAGCCUGGAGCUGUACUACCCACAGCUGUACAAGAAGGUCACGGGCAAGGAGCCCACCCGUGUCUUCUCCAUGAUCAUUGAUGCAUCGGGGGAGUCGGGGCUGACCCAGCUGCUGAUGACGGAGGUCAUGAAGCUACAGAAGAAGGUGCAGGAGCUGACGGCGCUGCUGGGCGCCCAGGACGCCCUGGCCCAGGAGCUGCGGGUCAAGGACGGCCUGCUGCGUAAGCACCAGGAGCGCGUGCAGAGGCUCAAGCAGGAGUGCGAGGCCAGCGGCCGCGAGCUGAAGCGCUGCAAAGACGAGAACUUCGAGCUGGCCAUGCGCCUGGCCCGUCUGAGUGAGGAGAAGGGAGCGGCGCUCAUGCGGACGCGUGACCUGCAGCUCGAGGUGGACGAGCUCCGGCACAGCCUACUGAAGGCGGAGGAGGACUGCUCGGUGGAGCGCAAGCACACACUGCGGCUGCGUCGGGACAUGGAGCAGCGGCCCAGCCACGAGCUGCUGUGGGAGCUGCAGCAGGAAAAGGUGCUGCUGGAGGCCCGCGUGCAGGAGCUGGAGGCCUCGGCGCAGGAGGCGAAGCGGGACCGGAACAGCCCCUACAUCCAGGUGCUGGAGCAGGACUGGAGGCAGGCGCUGCGCGAUCACCAGGAGCAGGCCAGCACCAUACUGGCCCUGCGCAAGGACCUCCGUCAGGGCGAGGCCCUCCGCAUCCGGGAGAAGGAGGAGAAGGAGCUGUUUGAGUUGCAGUGCCAGGCCCUGCGCAAGGAUGCCAAGAUGUACAAGGAACGCAUGGAGGCCGUGCUGCGGCAGCUGGAGGAGGUGGCUGAGGAACGGGACCAGGCCAUUGCCACGCGUGAGCAGCUGCACGGGCAGCACGCCCGCAGCCUGCAGGAGAAGGAUGCACUGCGCAAGCAGGUUCGGGAGCUGGGCGAGAAGGUGGACGAGCUGCAGCUGCAAGCGUUCCAGCGCGAGGGGCGCCUGUUGGCUGCCGAGGGCCGGCUCCAGCAGCAGCAGCCCGCCACCCCCGGCCUGGAACCCCAGAGCUCAGAUCCAGAGGAUGAUUCACCCCAGAAUUCCCAGGAGUUCACCGGGGACCCAGAGGACACCCUGUUAUCCGACAGAGGUGAGGAGGAGGCUGCCCUGCCUCCUGAGUCUUGUGGCCUGGAGGUGACGGAGCAGCCCUCAUUGACCCCCACCAUAAAGUGCCCGGUCACAGGGUCCCUCGGGACCGGGGUGUCGGGAAGGGGGUCCCUCCUCCAGGAGGCAGGUGUGGGCAACGAGCCCCCCGAGAAGGAGCGCCGGCGCCUCAAGGAAAGCUUCGAGAACUACCGCAGGAAGCGGGCGCUCCGGAAGAUACAGGGUGAGGCGGACCGGGAGGCCACCACGGGUAGUGACAACUCGGACACCGAGGGCUCCUAGCAUCCCCGCCAGAGCCCGCCUCGCCGGAGAGGGACCCCGUGCGGGGACGGCAGGCGGGUGGCU
Molecule: messenger RNA, 1772 nt
Organism: Ochotona princeps (American pika)
Lineage: Eukaryota; Metazoa; Chordata; Mammalia; Lagomorpha; Ochotonidae
Gene: CARD9
Product: caspase recruitment domain family member 9
Exons: 12
Coding region: 54-1709 (551 amino acids)
Biological process (GO): positive regulation of canonical NF-kappaB signal transduction; regulation of apoptotic process
Source: RefSeq, a predicted model, not a curated record